CGACGACCACGCCCGGACGACAUGUCCGCCCUACAUCCCUUGGGAGUAAACGCAUCAACGGGUUACACGUCAUAAUUACUGCAGGCCUCGUGUAAUCACAAUGGUCACCAACGUUGCAUCAGUGAACUCUGCCGUCAGAACAGGCCACGAGAUCAUAUUCUCGAAACUAGAUUAACCAUCUUGCUUAUCAGCAUCCUUUCAGGUGCUCGAUCAUCAUCAUAUUCCAUGGGUCCUUUUGACGACCUUGACGAUGCACAAAGGAUCAGCAUCGCUAACGAACACCCCAACGAUCUCGAGUCUGGGCCAUCCUCUCCAUCCUCGCCACCAAGCUACCUUCGCCCUCGUCGUCCGAGCAAACCAAAUUCCCGUCAUCGGUCACAACAUACCACCACAGACGGUGGCUCAAGCAGCCACCUCCUCGCCCGUCUCAUCGCUCGCGACGAUGAAGUCCGUGAAAUCAAUGCACUCCUUGUCGUCACUUCCGAGCGUCUCGAGUCCGAGUCUAACCGGGCUAACAGCUCAGAGCGCCGUGCGCUCGAAUACUUCAACCGAUUGCGUCAGGCAACCGAGAAUCGUGAGCGCGCUGAACAAGAAUCAACUCGUCUUCGUGAGGAGUUGAAGCUGUACAAGCUCCAGCUUGAAAAUGCGCAAAAGGAGAUCUUUCGCGCACAGGAUAUCAUUAAUCAGGUUUCUGCUCAGAAAUGUGAAGCCGAGGCAGAUGCUGCGAGAGCCAGAACAAAAGCAAGGAAGUUGCAGGAAGAGAAGAUGAUGAUGAUUGCCCACGAGGACGGCAGGCGGCGUGGUUACAAAGAGGGCCUAACAAUCGGACGUCGGCUCGGCUUUGACGAAGGAAGCACGAUAAGAUAUGAUGAUGAACCGGCCCGACGAGUACAUCGGCCUGCCGUUCAACCAGAUGGAGGAGACGAAGAAGAGGAAGAAGAGUCAGUGCACUCUGAACGUAAUAAUGAUGUACGCUCACAGCCGCGGGCGCACCCACGGUCUUCAAGAGAUGUGCGCCCGGAGUCUGCUCCGCCUGUUGGGCAGUAUGGCACUGCGCCACAUGAACUUGCUGUCAUACCAGUUCCCCCACCACAAGUAACCCCAGUCCCGUCCCAUUACCCUCCAGAAAGAAUCACGACGCCCUCACCAUCAACGAGUCCCCCAGCGGAGACCGUUUACCCCGCGCAAAUACGUACGGUCUCUAGCCACUCGGCCGAUAUUCCUCGGGACAGUUGGAUACCUCGAGCGGACCCACAGACAUCUUACAUCCCAAUCCCACCGCCACAUGGAUUUUCUCAGCCCGUGGCCCGGAGCUCCAGCACACAGUCGCACGACUUAGACAACCACUCUCGCCACAAUCCUCCGUAUGAUGCUGGGGACUCAAACUAUGCUCUUGUGAGAACUCGUGAUUUCGCGUAUGCGCAACCUGCCCCAAUCCCGGUCCCAAGUCUACAUACUCCAUCUCUCAUGUCGCGAUCGACAUCGACGCAUAUGUCUCAAUACGAGCUUGUAAGCGCCCCCACCGAACGACACGGCAUUUCACUUCGUCACGAAGCAUCUUCCUCACACACCAGGAGUGAAAGUCGGACUGAACGACGUACAUCAUCACGUGGCGGAUAUCUUCCUGAGAAAAGUCGAAAGGAGGAUUUCGUAGAACAAUGGCGUGUAGACCCAGAAGUUGUCGCUACAGCAACUCCUGGGACGGCCGUAAGAGAUUUUCAACCUGUACCACCUCCUGGACAUCAUCGUCCCAGGGAGUCAAACAUGCCCGUCCCACAUACUGAUUCACGUCCUUCAAGCCGAGUAGAGUCCCAAGCAUCGCAAGGUCCUUCCCAGAAACGGAGUCCACCACGAUCAAGAAAUCCCCUCGACUACUUCAACAUCAGGCAACGUUUCCAUCAGCGAACACAAUCAGCUGCCAGUGUCCCAAAUAUAACUGUUGAACCCCCGUCCGAUGAAGCUUCGACUCCAUCUGAGCACACUCAUCGAUCACGCCUUGAGCUUCUAAGUCCAGACUCCGCAAAUCGGCCCCUUCCUCCGUCUCAUGAAGAACGUUCCCGGACAUCCGAAAGACAUUCACAAGACUCACACGGCGCCUACCGUUCGACCACGCCUACGCAGCCUCCAUGGCCAGCAGGGUUCGUGCCCGUCACAGGGGCAGCACUACCCGAACCGGUCUCCCAAUAUCCUCGUUCAAGAAGUCGAGGACCUGAUGAACAUUACCAAAUGGCGCCUAUUCCUGAGGGUGUCACAUACCCUGAACCGCCUAUGCGUGUUUCGUCGUCUCAUGAACAUCGUCGCCCGCAAGAGUCUGAACGAUCGAGUUCGCCGGCACCUCUGCAGAGACCGAUAUCAUUAUUCUCUGACCAGGAUGGGUGAACCAUGGGAUAAUUCUGUUAUUUGUUUUGUAUUUGUAGAGUUUUGAUUUUGACACAUUCGCGCACUGUCCUUACGACUGCCACGUUAUGAAACUUGUCUUUCCUUGACUUUUAGAUGCGUUUGUUCCUUGCGUACAGCUUUGGUCAUCUGGUAACUACGUACACCAAAGGAUGAUGGGGGUGCUGGCUGAUGACUCACCGGCAACUUGAUCACACAUCAAGGCCCUUUGACGUCAAGCAGAUCAUCUCGUGGCUGAUCGAUGAAAUAUGAUGACGAGAUAGAGAGUGCUUCAAGGGCUGUGCUCGGGCACGCCUUGUCCUAUUAGUAAGCCA
This is a messenger RNA of Suillus bovinus, 2711 nucleotides long. RefSeq lists its product as uncharacterized. NCBI's taxonomy places the organism in Eukaryota, Fungi, Basidiomycota, Agaricomycetes, Boletales, Suillaceae. The transcript has 6 exons. The record is from RefSeq and is a predicted model, not a curated record. Bases 226 to 2379 code for a protein of 717 amino acids.